Messenger RNA from Tripterygium wilfordii, 1378 nucleotides. Its product is annotated as homocysteine S-methyltransferase 2-like. NCBI's taxonomy places the organism in Eukaryota, Viridiplantae, Streptophyta, Magnoliopsida, Celastrales, Celastraceae. The record is from RefSeq and is a predicted model, not a curated record. Gene Ontology annotation, biological process: S-methylmethionine cycle. The transcript is spliced from 7 exons. Bases 67 to 1101 code for a protein of 344 amino acids. Gene Ontology annotation, molecular function: S-adenosylmethionine-homocysteine S-methyltransferase activity.
ACUGUGUGCUUCGUGUCCAAUCACUCUUGAGAAAUAGCUCUUGCCCGAACAAACCCAGCUGUGAAUAUGUGCGACACCGGAGAAGAGACAUCUUCAAUGCUUAUCAAGGAUCUCCUCCGUCAAGCAGGCGGCGCCGCCGUAAUCGAUGGGGGCCUUGCUACCGAGCUUGAACGACAUGGUGCUGACCUGAACGAUCCUUUAUGGAGCGCUAAGUGUCUCCUAACUUCCGCUCACCUCAUCCGCACGGUACAUCUUGACUACCUUGAAGCAGGUGCAGAUAUUAUAAUUUCAGCAUCUUAUCAGGCCACCAUUCAGGGGUUUGAAGCAAGAGGCUACUCUAGGGAAGCAGGUGAAGCUUUACUAAAAAGAAGUGUGGAAAUUGCCUCUGAGGCACGGGCUAUAUAUUAUGAGAGAUGUAUUGAAGCUUCUGGUACAUGCUCUGGGGGUGAAAAGGUUCUCAAACACCGCCCCAUUUUAGUUGCAGCUUCUGUCGGCAGCUACGGGGCUUAUUUGGCUGAUGGAUCUGAAUAUAGUGGGAUCUAUGGUAAAACCAUCACACUUGAAACUUUGAAAGAUUUCCAUCGGAGAAGAGUUCAGAUCCUGGCUGAAUCAGGUGCUGAUUUAAUUGCAUUUGAGACAAUUCCGAACAAGCUCGAAGCUCAGGCUUAUGCAGAGCUCUUAGAAGAGGAAGACAUAAAGAUUCCUGCUUGGUUUUCCUUUAAUUCGAAGGAUGGUGUAAAUGUGGUUAGUGGCGACUCUUUGACCAAGUGUGCCUCGAUAGCUGAAUCAUGCAAUAAAGUAGUUGCCGUUGGAAUCAAUUGCACUCCACCUAGAUUUAUUCAUGGUCUACUUUUAGCUCUGAAGAAGGUGACUACCAAACCAAUACUUAUAUAUCCAAACAGUGGGGAGAGCUAUGAUCCUGAUCAAAAGAAGUGGGUGCAAAAUACUGGAGUUACAGAUAAAGAUUUUGUGUCAUAUGUAGAUGUAUGGUGUGACGUUGGGGCGUCUCUAGUCGGAGGUUGUUGCAGAACAACUCCGGAUACUAUAAGAGCUAUUUACAGAACUCUUUCUAGCAGAUGCAGAUCUGUUCUGCCCUCGUGAUCAUCGUCCUUGUUCUGCUGUGGAUAGAGCACUAAAGUUAUAGAUACAGCAAAGUUGCCAGAGAGCUUGUAGGGUUCGUUCUUCUAUACCUCCUCUGUAGAAGGAAGAGAAGUCCCAUGCAAACUGUUGCAAGAGCUGUGGCUAAACUCUCUAAUGUGGCGAACAAGAUAUGGGAAAUGAAACAUUAUAAUCUUUUUUUGCCAUUAAAACAGUGCUGCCACAAGAACAAUAUGAAAGUGUUAUCCUGUUCAAUAAAAUCUGUUGUUCUGUGUUGUUA